AUGGCCUUCACGCGCCAUCGUUCUUUUCCAACACCUCUUACACCUUCAAUGCCACUGCCUGGCCCGAUCCCCGAACAGAUCGAGUCACUGCCGAUCACACCGCCCGACAUCUCGGAUUGUUUUGGCGACAAAUACUUCAAACCCGACAGUCGGGCCAUCAGAAAGGCAUUGCAUGUCCUCGCAACAGAGCGAAUGGCAUUAUCGCAUCUGGAAGACCUCUACAACAAUUCGCCGGAUAUUCAGGACUCACUUCUAAGGGCCAUCAGUCACAUCAUUCAUUCUGAAUCUCGACACGGCAAGACCGUUUUCACGGGAGUGGGAAAGUCGGGCCACAUCGCCAAAAAGCUCGUUGCAACCUUUGUUUCACUGGGCAUCCACGCACAGUUCUUGCAUCCCAUUGAGGCUCUCCAUGGUGAUCUGGGUGUCAUCCGACCGAAUGACACGAUUGUAAUGGUCACAUUCUCGGGGAAGACGCCCGAACUUUUGUCACUCCUCCCUCAUAUAAACCCCGAUAUACCCUUGAUCGCGAUGACUGCGCAUCUGAAUCCCAGCACAUGUCCCCUUUUCUCGCAUCCGGCGCGGUCUCGAUCGUGCAAUGUCUUGUUGCCGACCAUGAUUCCCGAAUCCGAAACCACGUCAUUUGGUGUGUCUGCACCAACUACAUCUACAACUAUAACUUUGGCAUUGGGCGACAGCUUAGCGCUCGCCGUUGCAGACGAACUGCAUUCUGCUGCUGGACUUCAGACCCCUGCCAUUUUUGCAGCCAAUCACCCUGGAGGUGCCAUUGGCGCUGCACUGAAGCCCUCUCCUGCCCAGACGAUACCACGAAUGUCAGACUUGGCCACCAUUGUCUCCGAAGUACCUAUCGCAACCCCUCGACCGGGGCAGCAGCUGAUGUGCUUGGAUGUGCUUGUGGCUGCUGUGCGGUCACCUCGUGGGUUUGUGCGGACGUCGCCUAAUCAUAUCGUUGGCCCUCGACGGACCCAAAAUCUACGGGAUCCGGAACUACCAGUUUCGGAUUUCGAGGACGAACUUGGCAAGGUACAGAUCGAGAGAACGGAUUGGAUUUCCGUGCUCAGCACCACGACUGUUGACGAGUGCAAAAAUUGGAUUCGUCAAAUGCGAGAAGAAGGUACCGGCCGAGGCAAGGAAUUCCUUCGGCGCGGGACCUUGCUCGGUAUCGUUGACCGGAACGAGGUUACCGGCGUUGUGGAGAUUGAGGAGGUGAUGGGCGACGAUUUCUUUUGA
Molecule: messenger RNA, 1248 nt
Organism: Exophiala dermatitidis NIH/UT8656
Lineage: Eukaryota; Fungi; Ascomycota; Eurotiomycetes; Chaetothyriales; Herpotrichiellaceae
Product: arabinose-5-phosphate isomerase
Exons: 1
Coding region: 1-1248 (415 amino acids)
Biological process (GO): carbohydrate derivative metabolic process
Molecular function (GO): carbohydrate derivative binding
Source: RefSeq, a predicted model, not a curated record